Darwinula stevensoni is the source of this 2496-nucleotide messenger RNA. NCBI's taxonomy places the organism in Eukaryota, Metazoa, Arthropoda, Ostracoda, Podocopida, Darwinulidae. The record is from the annotation of a GenBank genome assembly.
AUGCAGAGUAUGAGUGUGCCUGCUGCUUAUGCUGAUGCUCUCCAGAGGGCACGGCAGAUAGCUGCCAAGAUUCAACCGAAUGCUGACAGGAAGCGGCCUUUAGAAGACGGAGGCGGUGAUCCAGAAUCGAAGAAGAUGGCAGCAUUGAAUGACCCAUUUGGCGCCCAGUUGGCUGCCAUGAGGCAGAGUGGUGGCUCAGUUAUCAAUGAAGACAUUAAAGUCCCUGACCACAUGGUGGGACUCAUUAUUGGUCGAGGGGGGGAGCAAGUCACUCGGCUCCAGUGUGAAUCGGGAGCGAAGGUUCAGAUGGCAGCAGAUAGUGGAGGGGGUGAUGAACGGACCUGCACGUUAACUGGUACCAGGGAGGCCAUCAACAGAGCAAAGGAUAUGAUCCAGAAGAUUAUUUCAACAAGAAGUGGGGGUCCUAAUGACACUGUCCCCAGUGGGAUGCUAGGAGGAGGUGGAGGAGGAGGAGGAAGUGGUGGAGGAGGUGGCGGGGGGGGGAUGAGAGGUCCAGGGAUGAUGGGGGGAAAUUCUGCCAAUCAUACUGUCAUGACCCUGAUGAUCCCCGGCCCUAAAGUUGGACUGGUGGUGGGCAAAGGAGGAUCUACUAUCAAGCAAAUGGAAGAACGCAUCGGUGUGAAGAUGGUCAUAGUGCAGGAGAGUGCUGCACAGGAAGGAGACAAGCCCCUGCGCAUAUCAGGGGAUCCACAGAAAUGUGAGCAAGCCAAACAGGCUGUCAUGGAACUCAUUGGUGAUUCUCCAGGUGGGUUUGGCUCAAGAGGAGGAAAUAGCUUCGGUCCAGAUGGUCCGUUGGUAGAACCGAUUGCCGUCCCCCAGCCAGCUGUUGGGGUCAUCAUUGGCAAAGGAGGAGAGAUGAUCAAGAAAAUACAGAAUGAGAGUGGAGCCAAAGUUCAGUUCACUCAGGCUCGUGGUCCCAAUCCAAAUGAGCAAAUCUGUCAGGUGUCUGGAAAACCUGAUCAGGUUGCAGAAGCAAGGAGAGUCAUCAUGGAACUCAUUGAUUCUGUCAUGACUCGGGAUGGAGCGAUGGGAAGAGGACGAGGCCGUAGUUUUGAUGGUGGGCCUCCUGGGCCACAAGGUCCAGGUGGGUGGGGAGAACGUGGACCAUCUGGCCAGGGAUGGAAUGGUGGUGCUGGUGGAGCCAACGAAGUUCUUCUUCCUGUCCCUGCCAACAAAUGUGGUCUCGUUAUUGGGAAGGGAGGGGAAACCAUAAAGGGAAUUAAUCAGCAGACAGGAGCCCAUUGUGAGUUGGAUAGACGACCUCCUCCAAAUCCAAAUGAAAAAGUUUUUGUUAUUCGUGGCACACCAGACCAAAUUGAACAUGCAAAGCAACUGAUUUUUGAGAAAGUGGGAGGGGGCCAACCAGAUUAUAGUCAACAGUGGAUUGAAUACUACCGAUCUGUUGGAAUGCAUCAGCAAGCUGAUCUGAUCGAACAGCAGACGAAAGCAAGAGCAGCUGCUGGCGCUCAGGCUCCAUCACAGCCUAUGCCUGGUACUGCUCAAGUUGGUGGGGACAAGACCGCAGAUGGGAAAGUUGACUACUCUCAGCAAUGGAUUGAGUACUACAGAGCUCAGGGAAUGCACAAGGAAGCUGACAUGAUUGAGCAGCAGGCCAAAGCACGACAAGCAGCUGGGGCAGGUGGAGCACCUAAUGCUGCUCAAUCAUACGGGCAGUUCAAUGCUCAGAGCUUCUAUGCUGCUGGCACUAAUAUAAAUUCGAUAUUGAAAGGUGGCAGGCAGAGCAUGGGACCAGCAUUAAUGCAGAACCCUGGUGAUGCGGAAGAGGAGUUCAGGUUGCGGGCCACAGUUCAAAUGUCAGUGAAUUCUUUUGCCUCGAGUUCAAAUGUUGAGAACGUGUGCCCGCAAGUGCUGAGGCAAGUGGCAAAAGAAAUCGGUGAACUUGUGAAAAAUCCUCCUGAAGGCAUCAGGCCAUUGCCAUCUGAACAGGACAUUACUGACAUCCAGGCUCUCAUAACAGGCCCUCCAGGAACGCCUUAUGCAGGAGGUGUCUUUAGAGUGAGACUCAUCCUCGGAAAGGACUUCCCACAGGCCCCCCCAAAAGGAUUCUUUGUCACAAAGAUCUUUCACCCCAAUGUGGCUCGUAAUGGAGAGAUCUGUGUGAACACUCUGAAGAAGGACUGGAAACCAGAUCUUGGGCUGAAACACAUCUUCCUGACUGUAAAGUGUCUCCUUAUUGUCCCCAACCCAGAAUCAGCUCUCAACGAGGAAGCUGGGAAACUCUUGUUGGAGGAUUACAAUGCAUACUGCGAACAAGCCCGCAUGAUGGCCGAGAUUCAUGCCAGACCGCCCCGUGGAAUGAAACUGGAUGGUGAGGAUCUCUGUGCACCUGACUCUGAUGCCCCUGUCUCCAAGAAAAUGGCUUUGAGUGAAAACAAAAGGAUGAAGGACAAAAAACGUCGUGUCCUUCGGCAUACAACCGUAUAUUAUUACAGCCCUGGUGCUCUCCAGCCAUGA